This is a messenger RNA of Callorhinchus milii (elephant shark), 1335 nucleotides long. Its product is annotated as leucine-rich melanocyte differentiation-associated protein. NCBI's taxonomy places the organism in Eukaryota, Metazoa, Chordata, Chondrichthyes, Chimaeriformes, Callorhinchidae. The transcript is spliced from 5 exons. Gene Ontology annotation, molecular function: protein binding. The record is from RefSeq and is a predicted model, not a curated record. Bases 123 to 662 code for a protein of 179 amino acids.
GUUUUUCUUACAAGGAGCUGUAAGCCGGCUUAAACAAGUUACAAAAGUGGCUCUGUUUUCCCUGGCUUUCCAUGUCUGAACAUCUAAAAUAGUUUCAGCAGCUGCAAUACGAGGUAUUUAUCAUGAUGCAAAUCCGAAGACUGUCCUUUGCUUAUCAAAACCUAAAAGAAGUGCCUUUUAUCAAAAUAUAUCAACACGCAGGCAGCCUUGAAGAGCUUGAUCUCAGCUACAACUGUCUGUACGAAAACCUCUCACAACUGGGGGAUCUCUGGAAACUAACCACGUUGAUUUUGGAUGGAAACAAUUUCUCCUCUCACGUGAAGUUUCCCUACAUGCCGAAUGUCACCACCUUAUGGAUAAACAAAAACAGAAUUACCAACCUGGCUAUAUUCAUUGCAGAAAUAGCUAGAAACUUCCCACAAAUCAGGAUUCUAAGUAUGAUGAACAACGAGGCUGCACCAAGUUAUUUUAACGGAGGGAGUUUACCAGAAUACAUUGAUUAUAGGCACUAUGUGAUCAGUCAAAUACCAAGGCUGAAAGUGUUGGAUGACACAGAAGUGGUGCUUGAGGAGAGAAUGGAAGCACAAAGAGUCUAUCCACCAAAACACUCAAAAAUCAGAUCAAGAGGCAAAGGACAUAAGUUAAAAAUUUCUCAAGUUUGAUAUAAAAUUCAUAGUGUAAUCUUGUUCUGAUGGCAUUGACCAUAUUUCACAGGUCAGACAUAACAUAACUAGCUACAGUCAGCAUGGUAUCAAAUGAAGAAUACUUGUUAAAAUCGUUGUGUGUCUUUAUGCAGUUAGUUCCAUUGACGAGUAUGUUUCAGAUAUUUAAAUAAAUGUAAGUAUCAAAGUCGUUAUAUGAAGCAGUGUGAAAUCCCAAAACGCUGAUCUCAGAAAAAUCCAACGUUUGCUGAAUAUAGGAAGCAAAAAUAAGAGACACGUGGACAGGAUAGAAAGAGGAAGCUAAAAAAACUAGGAGUGUUAACUAACUCAUCACUUACCAUGUUCAAGCAGUGUAAAGCAGCCAGCUAUACAAUGCUCUGGGGUAUUGAGAGUAAUUCAGGUCUCAGAGACACAAGGUGGCUGCUCAGCCUUAGACAGGAGUGCACAGAAGUGUAACAGGAUAUCCCCGGGGUUAGCAGGAUGAGCUAUCAAAAACAAUAGGCUCUCAAUGGAGAUACGUAUAAAAUGCUAAAUGGGAUUGCGUAAGUAAACCCAGAGCAAUAUUUUCAGACAGGCGGCAACAAAACAAAAGUCACAGGUUCAGGGUGGUCAAAGGCAAUUGCAGGAUAGACACCAGGAAAUAACAACAACAAAAUUACAUUUGUGUAGCGCC